AUGCCAGAGUCCUCGCAACCCGCCCUCACCGAAACCAGCGCGCGCUCGCAUAUCCCGGCGUCGAGGAACCCGCUGUUCCUUUUCUCGGAUGAUAUUCUGCCUUCGUCGGAUGGGCCACGGGCUUGUGAGGGUGCGGAGGAGGAUCCGAUUGUCUUUACUUCGUCGGCUCCGGGGCCGGAGAGUGUGGCUCGGGUGAGGGAGGGGGGAGGACGCGAGGCGGAUACGAUUACGAUUGAUGAUGACGAUGAUGAUGAUUAUGAUUUCGUUGGUGGGAAUGGAGGUGUUAGGAGGGGAGAUGCGCGCGAUGAGAUCGAGGGGUUUAGUGACGAGAUCAGGAUGCCUGAUUUGCAUGAGUUGCUUGGGUUGGAUGCUACGGCGAAUAAGCGGCCUGGGUUAUCGAGUCGGACGGCGAGUUUGCUGGCGAGUCUUGAUCGGUCGAAGUCGGGGUCUGGUGGAGGAGUGGCGUCGGGUCGGAGGGGGCGUGUUGAUAAGGAUGAGGAGGUGGAUGAGGUGGAGGAAGUGGUUCCGUCUCGGAAGACUAAGGCACCGCGGAGGACGGCUACGAAGCCUACGAUGCAGCGUGAGCGGGAGAAACAGCUAGAGAAGGAGCGGAAGCAGAAGGCCAAGGAGGAGAAAGCGCGGGAGAAACAACUUGCGGCUGAUCUUGCGGAGGUGAAUAAGCUGAAGGUGGAUAAGAAGGAAUCAACGCCGGAGAUGAUCAUCGAUCUUGCACGGGAAUUCGAGGGAACGAGCGUGGGCAAUCAGGCGGUUGAGUUCAUGAAACGGCUCAAGGUCGAGCAGACGUUUUUCGACAGCGAGAUUCCGAAUGUCGUCAAGUGGCGGCGGAAGGUCACGGCCAGAUACAACGAUAACCUAGGCUACUGGGAACCAUGUCCGUUUCAUAUCCGCGGAGAGGAACACGUUCUUGUUCUCUUAACGGCGCCAGAAUUCGUCGAUAUGGUGGUAGCCACCUCACCUAACACAAACGACCUCGAUCACCACGUCCACCGACUCAAAUCUGCCUACCCCACUAGUACACCAAUCUACCUAAUCGAGGGUCUCACAGCCUGGAUGCGCAAGAGCCAAAACUCCCGAAAUAGAGCCUACCAAGCCGAAGUCCGCCGCCAAUACUCACAAUCCCAACCCCAAGACCAACCCACUACCACCACCAAUCCCCGCCGCAAGAAAACAACAGCCAACAAGCCCGAAACAACGCCCUCAGUCAACGAUGACACAAUCGAAGACGCGCUCCUAUCCCUCCAAGUCACGCACUCCUGUCUCAUCCACCACACCACCGCAGCGCCCGAAUCAGCCGAAUGGAUCAAAAACUUCACAGAACACAUCUCGACCGUCCCCUACCGCCGCGAAAGAAUGGAAGGCAAUGACUCCGCCUUCUGCAUGGACGGAGGCCAGGUCAAACCCGGCGAAAACAAAUCCGAUACCUUCAUCAAAAUGCUCCAGGAAGUAACCCGUGUCACAGCAUCCAUGGCAUACGGCAUUACGACUCAAUACCCAAGUGCUGUCGAUCUAGUCCGCGGAAUGCGAAGACAUGGCCCGGCCAUGUUGGAGGAUGUAAAGAAAUCUGCAGACAGAAACGGCACACUAACAGAUUCUCGUAUCGGACCUGCAGCAAGUAAACGGCUUUACAGGGUCUUUAUGGGUCUUGAUCCGUCUGCGACUGAUAUCUGA
Aspergillus nomiae NRRL 13137 is the source of this 1689-nucleotide messenger RNA. RefSeq lists its product as uncharacterized. Gene Ontology annotation, molecular function: nuclease activity; DNA binding. Gene Ontology annotation, cellular component: Holliday junction resolvase complex; nucleus. Gene Ontology annotation, biological process: replication fork processing; resolution of meiotic recombination intermediates; mitotic intra-S DNA damage checkpoint signaling. The transcript has 4 exons. The coding region runs from base 1 to 1689 and encodes 562 amino acids. The record is from RefSeq and is a predicted model, not a curated record. NCBI's taxonomy places the organism in Eukaryota, Fungi, Ascomycota, Eurotiomycetes, Eurotiales, Aspergillaceae.